Messenger RNA from Podarcis raffonei (Aeolian wall lizard), 960 nucleotides. RefSeq names its product olfactory receptor 49-like. NCBI's taxonomy places the organism in Eukaryota, Metazoa, Chordata, Lepidosauria, Squamata, Lacertidae. Gene Ontology annotation, biological process: G protein-coupled receptor signaling pathway. Gene Ontology annotation, cellular component: membrane. Gene Ontology annotation, molecular function: G protein-coupled receptor activity; olfactory receptor activity. The record is from RefSeq and is a predicted model, not a curated record. The transcript has a single exon. Bases 1 to 960 code for a protein of 319 amino acids.
AUGCCUACAAUGGAAAACAAGUCUACCAUAGUUGCGGAAUUCAUCCUUGUGGGCUUCACCAGUGUCCGGUGGCUACAACUUCUCCUGUUCGUACUUCUCCUCAUCAUCUACUUCUUGACCAUUGGUGGGAACGUCCUCAUCAUCUCCAUCACCUUGCUUGACCAUCGUCUCCAGACCCCCAUGUAUUUCUUCCUCAGAAAUUUCUCUCUCUUGGAAAUUGGUUUCACCUCUUCCACCAUCCCCAAGGUUUUGCUCAACCUGGCCUUUGAUGACAAAACCAUUUCUGUUGCAGGCUGUUUCACUCAGUCCUUUUUCUAUUUCAUACUGGGGACCACUGAAUUCUUCCUCUUGGCUACUAUGUCCUUUGACAGAUACGUGGCCAUCUGUAAUCCACUUCGCUAUACAACCAUCAUGAACAGUCGUCUCUGUACCCACUUAGUGUUGGGUUCUUGGAUAUUCAGUUUCCUAUACCUUAUUGUUCCUCUUAUUUUGUUGUUCCGUUUACCCUUCUGUGGCCCAAAUGUCAUCAAUCACUUCUUCUGUGAUAAUCUGCCAUUGGUAAAGCUUGCUUGCACUGAUACUCAGUCCCUAGAAUUGCUUGAUUUUCUACUGGCCACUUUUAGUGUCCUGGGAACUUUAACUGUGACCAUAGUUUCAUAUUUUAAGAUUAUUUCUACUAUCAUGUACAUCCCUUCAAAGGCAGGGCGGCAGAAAGCCUUCUCAACUUGUGCCUCCCACCUUCUGGUUGUCUUCAUCACCUAUGGAAGCUGCAUUUUUAUGUAUGUCAAACCAAGGCAGAGUGGGGGACUGGACCUCAGCAGAACGGUGGGUGUUCUGAACAAUGUGGUGUCUCCGCUACUCAACCCGUUCAUCUACAGCUUGAGGAACAAGCAGGUCAAGGAGGCCCUGAAAGAUGUCAUUGGUCAGAGAAUUAAGUUUUCUGGGAUUUCCAAGCACUGA